AUGUCUGAUUUCAUGUCCCCCAUGUUCUGCUGUUUCAGCUGUGAUGAUGACAGGUUCUUCCAGAGGGUGUGUGAAUCCGUCCCUGUGAGGUCCAGAGAGGAGGACCAGCAGUUGGCCUCUCUCCUCCAGGCCUUGGGCUCCACCCUGUCACUGGGAGGAGAGUUACCCAGGAAAACCUGCAGGUCUGUGGGGAGAGUCCUGGGUCUCUGUGCCUCCAGAGUGGACCUCACUCUUACCCCCAGCAAGAUCUCUCUCCAAGGAGCCUUACUUAUUGUGAGACAUGAGUCAAAGCUACACAAGCUCAGGCUGAAUGUGGGCAUGGCAGUGAAACUGUCCAGACUGGUUAGGAGGACAGGGAGAGAGCAACCAGCCACCAGAGAGAGAGUGUUAUCCAGGGCUCUGAGUAGUGUGGCAUCCCUGCUGAGACUCUGGAGGGUUCAGUGUCUGGACCUGACUGACUUCUGGAUCCAGGGUCACUCUCUCAUCACACUGCUGUGUCACCAGGGACCUCUCUCUCUCAGACUGAACUCAGACACUCUGCAGCAGCUGACUGUAGUUGUGUAUGAAGCUCAGGACAAGGACUUGACUCAGUGGUUCCUGGAGAAGGUUGGUGGAGACCUGACCUCCUGCAGGCUGGACCUGGAAGUGCUUCUCUCUCUGCUGCAGCAUUCAACCCACAACAUCACUGUGGACCUCAGGAAAAAUAUACUCCUAGAGAAGUACAUCUCAGAUCUUCUCCCCUUUCUGGGAAGGGUUAUAUUCAAGAGGUCCAGUUCCAGCUUUGUAAAGUCCACCAUCAGACAGAUCUAUGACAGCAGAGCCAGUGACUGUGUGUCCAGUUUGUUGAGGUCUUCAGACCAUUGGAUCAACCUGAACAGCAGAGAGCUGGACAGAGUGGACUGUACUGCUCUGGGUUUUACCCUGCAGCACUGCCACCAAGUCAAAGUCAACCUGCUGUGGACCUCCAUACCACCGGGGGAGAUAGAGAGCAUCCUGCCUCUUCUGGACAGAGUCUCCCAACUCAGUGUUGAUAGGAGGUUACUGCUGAGUUUCCUCCAGUGCUGUGCUGCCUCUCAGAUCCAGCAGGGGGCACCACCACCACCAACAGCAGUAUGGCUGCUCAGGUCUCUGCACUACAGGCUGGACUUCUCCUGCUCCUCCUCUGUGGACCUGUCAGCUCAGGACCAGGAGGAGGCUCUGUGUCUGACCACUGACCACUGCAGGGCCAUCCACUCUGUUCUGAAGCAGAACCAACACAGCACCCAGCUGGUCCAGAACCAGGUGCAGAUCAUCCUAAGAGACUGUGAGGUGGAGGACAGAGCACUGAGGGAGCUGCUUCCCAUCCUGCAUAUUGUCAAGCUGAGCCCCAGCAAAGCUCUGCUACGUCAGCUGCUGGACCUUGUGUGUGAGGGGAUUGAAGAGGGGGUGCUGAGGCACGCAGAGUCCCUGUGCAGAGCCCUGGAUGGAGAGCUGGACCUCAGUGAGACCAGGCUGGACCAGAAGGCCUGUGGAUCUCUGGCCCUGGUUCUGGAACACUCAGAGGGGCUGUCAGAACUGGACCUCAGCCACUGUCAACUCACAGACCACCACCUACAGGCCCUGAUCACACACCUGCACAAAGUACAAGUCCUGGAUGUUGACAGGAGGUUACUGCUGAGUUUCCUCCAGUGCUGUGCUGCCUCUCAGAUCCAGCAGGGGGCACCACCACCACCACCACCAACAGCAGUAUGGCUGCUCAGGUCUCUGCACUACAGGCUGGACUUCUCCUGCUCCUCCUCUGUGGACCUGUCAGCUCAGGACCAGGAGGAGGCUCUGUGUCUGACCACUGACCACUGCAGGGCCAUCCACUCUGUUCUGAAGCAGAACCAACACAGCACCCAGCUGGUCCAGAACCAGGUGCAGAUCAUCCUAAGAGACUGUGAGGUGGAGGACAGAGCACUGAGGGAGCUGCUUCCCAUCCUGCAUAUUGUCAAGCUGAGCCCCAGCAAAGCUCUGCUACGUCAGCUGCUGGACCUUGUGUGUGAGGGGAUUGAAGAGGGGGUGCUGAGGCACGCAGAGUCCCUGUGCAGAGCCCUGGAUGGAGAGCUGGACCUCAGUGAGACCAGGCUGGACCAGAAGGCCUGUGGAUCUCUGGCCCUGGUUCUGGAACACUCAGAGGGGCUGUCAGAACUGGACCUCAGCCACUGUCAACUCACAGACCACCACCUACAGGCCCUGAUCACACACCUGCACAAAGUACAAGUCCUGGAUGUUGACAGGAGGUUACUGCUGAGUUUCCUCCAGUGCUGUGCUGCCUCUCAGAUCCAGCAGGGGGCACCACCACCACCACCACCAACAGCAGUAUGGCUGCUCAGGUCUCUGCACUACAGGCUGGACUUCUCCUGCUCCUCCUCUGUGGACCUGUCAGCUCAGGACCAGGAGGAGGCUCUGUGUCUGACCACUGACCACUGCAGGGCCAUCCACUCUGUUCUGAAGCAGAACCAACACAGCACCCAGCUGGUCCAGAACCAGGUGCAGAUCAUCCUAAGAGACUGUGAGGUGGAGGACAGAGCACUGAGGGAGCUGCUUCCCAUCCUGCAUAUUGUCAAGCUGAGCCCCAGCAAAGCUCUGCUACGUCAGCUGCUGGACCUUGUGUGUGAGGGGAUUGAAGAGGGGGUGCUGAGGCACGCAGAGUCCCUGUGCAGAGCCCUGGAUGGAGAGCUGGACCUCAGUGAGACCAGGCUGGACCAGAAGGCCUGUGGAUCUCUGGCCCUGGUUCUGGAACACUCAGAGGGGCUGUCAGAACUGGACCUCAGCCACUGUCAACUCACAGACCACCACCUACAGGCCCUGAUCACACACCUGCACAAAGUACAAGUCCUGGACCUGAGUCACAAUGACAUCACUGAUGCUCUGACUGACAAAAUACUCCAACUGGUCUCCACCAACACUUCAAUACACACCGUACGACUCUUCAACAACAGAAUCCAGGACAGAAGACCCUUCCUGAAAGACAAGAAGUUUGAGAUCUGGUGAAGAUAAUGUUGUAUAAUGAAAGUAUAAUAUGGUCAAUGUAGAAGGCUGGUUUGAGAUCUGGUGAAGAUAAUGUUGUAUAAUGACAGUAUAAUGUGGUCAAUGUAUAUAGAAGGCUGGUUCAAAAUCACACUGAUUGAUCUGAGUCCAUAAAAAUAGUCUUAGGGACAGGAAUGUAUCAUCUGGUGGACAGACGUCUUACAUGUGUUGUCACUCAGGUCCUUAAAAACACAGGAACAUGUGUAUUAUAACUGUAGGAUAGGAAUAUGUAGUUUUAUUUACCACUAACAGUUGAUACGUCUGUACUGUCAUUAAGAUCCUUAAAAACACAGGAACAUGUGUAUUAUAACUGUAGGAUAGGAAUAUGUAGUUUUAUUUACCACUAACAGUUUGUGUGUAAAUACUUUAAAUAUUCAUACAUUAUUUUGUAUCACAU
Messenger RNA from Coregonus clupeaformis (lake whitefish), 3448 nucleotides. RefSeq lists its product as uncharacterized. The transcript is spliced from 13 exons. Gene Ontology annotation, molecular function: protein binding. NCBI's taxonomy places the organism in Eukaryota, Metazoa, Chordata, Actinopteri, Salmoniformes, Salmonidae. Bases 1 to 3015 code for a protein of 1004 amino acids. The record is from RefSeq and is a predicted model, not a curated record.